This is a messenger RNA of Zea mays, 2607 nucleotides long. RefSeq names its product serine/threonine-protein kinase rio1-like. The record is from RefSeq and is a predicted model, not a curated record. Gene Ontology annotation, biological process: protein phosphorylation. The transcript has 14 exons. Gene Ontology annotation, molecular function: ATP binding; protein serine/threonine kinase activity; oligopeptide transmembrane transporter activity. Lineage: Eukaryota; Viridiplantae; Streptophyta; Magnoliopsida; Poales; Poaceae. The coding region runs from base 224 to 1921 and encodes 565 amino acids.
UCCCAGCCGCCAGUACACUCUUCUCCCCGCCGCCGCCUCCCCUCCCCUCCCCUCCCUGUUCCCUCCCUCACCUCUCGUCCUCGAAGCAAGGGUUUCCCUGCCCCUGGCUGCCUCUCGUCCGUUCUCCUUCUCUACCGCCGCCACAACUCGCCCGCCGCCCCGGCCUCACCGCCGGCAACGUGACACGACAAGCCCGCCCCUUUAUUCUUGCAGCUAUACUCCGAUGGCCCUCGUGAAGUCCGACGCUGAGGAGGACUGGUCCGACUCUGACUUCGAUGAUGCCUCCGACUCCGAGGUCGCCGAAGCUCUGGACUGGCUCGACGCCGUGGAGGGCCCUGACGGCUCAGCUCGCCCCCACGUCGCCUUCUUCUCGGCCUCCGGAGGCGGGGCUGCGGCGCGGAGGCCUAACGCACACGGCGGCGUGCUGUCUCGCCCGCUCCAGCCGUUGUCUAACCGGACCCAGAAGCUGGCCUCGCACAUUAGUGCUACUCCCUUGGAGGAGUGGGAAGGUAGGAUGAACGUGGCGAUGUCAAAUUCCGUCACAACUGCAAUCAGGGAUAGCAUAAGGGACACAGCUAUUGGGAAAAUAAGGAACACUGAGAAGGCUGAUCGUGCUACAGUGGAACAGGCUAUUGACCCAAGAACACGCAUGGUUUUAUUCAAGAUGUUAAACCGUGGUGUCUUUAAUAACAUAAAUGGCUGCAUUUCUACAGGGAAAGAGGCAAAUGUCUAUCACGCAACAAAGACGGAUGGCCAGGAGCUUGCAAUUAAAGUCUACAAAACCUUUGUCCUUGUUUUUAAGGAUAGAGACCGAUAUGUCCAAGGAGAUUAUUGUUUUAGACAUGGUUACUGCAAGCAUAAUCCUCGGAAAAUGGUUAAGACCUGGGCUGAAAAGGAAAUGAGAAAUCUUCUACGAGUGAGGGCAGCUGGAAUCCGAUGCCCUGCACCAUUACUCCUAAGGCUUCAUGUACUGGUGAUGGAAUUCAUAGGGAAAGGAGGCUGGGCUGCUCCUCGUCUCAAGGACGCUGCUUUGUCAGAUGACAAGUUGCAUGAAAGUUACUUUGAGAUAAUUACAACAAUGCAGACUCUUUACCAAACGUGCAAACUGGUCCAUGGUGAUUUGAGUGAAUACAAUAUUCUAUAUUUUGAGGGUCACUUGUAUAUAAUUGAUGUUUCACAAUCCGUCGAUCUUGAUCACCCUUCAGCUUUGGACUUUCUCAAGGAAGAUUGCUUGCAUGUUUCUGACUUCUUUAAAAAACGAGGUGUUCCUGUCAUGAUAGUAACCGAUUUGUUUAAUUUUGUUAUUGAUCAAAGCAUUUCUGAUGAAGAUGUUGAUGAUUACCUGGAAAAGGCUCAGCAAAAGAUUUUGGAAAACGGUGGUGCGGUUCCAAAUGAUGAUGAAAUUACUCCAACAGUCAUGGUGCAGACGUUGGACUACGUGAAGCAGUGUGAGGCAGAUAUUGUCAACAUGACAAUAAUGCAACGUUCAUCCUCUGGCUAUGAGCCAACCGCAGAUAAGCUUUAUGACCAGCCAUUGUUAGGAUUUGUGCGGACUAAAAACACAAUCCCUGAAAAGGAGCAAGGACAACCGGCUGGAAACAACAUAGUUGAAGUUGAAGAAGACGAGAGCGAAUCUUGCUCGAGUUCUGAUGAAGAUGAUUCGUGGCACGAGGAUGAUCCUAAGAUCAUGAUAAUUGACUACAAAUUAACUUACCCAAGUGGUACUGCAACAUCUGUUCUUAUAAAUGGAUUCCACACAACUCAUGGAGAUGCAACGGCAAAGCAGCAAGUGAAUGGGUUCACAAAAUACUUUGCAAUCAGCUUCUUUUGGAGCUUCUUCCAGUGGUUUUACUCAGGUGGAGACAACUGUGGGUUUUCACAGUUUUCCACUUUUGGACUUAGAGCUUGGAAACAAACGUAACACAAGUCUUUUGGUUCAUUAGUGGUUUAAAUUAGUCUGUACUAUGUUAGAUGGUUCUAUGAAAUCGCUAUCCCUGUUAGGUCUUCAUUGCUUUUUAACCUUCCAUGUGACUGCCUUCAAAGGAGAUGCUGCCAUGGUCUCACUGCUGCAUGUUUUAUGACAUAUGUUUUUAUGAGUUAUUAUAUUACUUAACAUGGAGAAGAAAGCUAUUUUAACUACCUAUUCCAGUGCGUGCAUCUGUAAUCAUCUGUGACAUCUGCUUAUUUUUAGCGUAAUUAUGAUUGAUUUCCACGAGAAGUGCAAUCAUGAUGGAAUUAAAGUGCUUAUCUUUGAUAAUAUUUGCUAUAUUCUUUAUGUAUAAGUAUAACAUACUAUAGUAGUUAGUCUGUGGAAUUCGGAAAGAAAACACGAUUACUUGAAAUAUGUGUUAUAGAUUUGCUCCAUGGAGUAGAGGUUGCAGUCAGUAGUAACCGAGACAAAAAAAUCACCAAUGAGCUAGACCAGUGGGAAUAUGGGGAAGAUACUAUAUUCUGGUUUCUAUAUUUUCAUUCCAAAUGUUUUGAUUCAACAUAUGACAAUAUAUUUGAGAAUCUAAAUCUGUUGGCAACCAUUCCCUUGUGCAAAUUAUUGGGUUUGAUGGUAUGUCAAUUAUUCUGGAAUGCUUUAUAUUAGUAUUUGUGAAUUUC